AUUCCGUCUAGCGUCGCCGGGAAUACAUCGAGAGAUAGGUGGUCGCGCCGAGAUGACCUCGAUUGCCAAGACGACGACGACGACGCCGGGCCCGAUGAAGCCCUGCGCGUCGAUCGCGUCCAAGUCCACCAUCGUGCAGCCGUCGGCGACCGCGCUCAAGGAGUUCCGCAAGCGCUGGUCGAUCUUGUCGGAGAGCGAGCGCAUGCAUUGCCUGCGUGGCACGGGCGUUCAGUUCUUCGCCACGGUCGCAGAGCUUGUGCCCUGCCUCGCGUGCCGAAGCGGCGCCGAGAGCCUCUUUCUGCGCGCCACGACGACGCUGCCGCUGCUCUGCGGGUCGCUCAACCCUGGCGGCAUGAACAACACGAGCAUCCAGCUCAACGACUCGGGCGUCGUCCAGUUCCAUACGGACCAAACCUUUGUGUUGCAUCCGACGUACCUCGUACAGGCCGACGCGACGCUCGCGCUCUUUGUCUCGCACGAGACGCAGAAUGUGAUCCAAACGACCGCGAGUACGCACAAGGGCCAAAAAGGCAACAAGCUCGCCAAGCACAAUACGACGCUCAAGGUCAAGACGACGACGUUCAACUACGAGACCACGAUGAAGCUGCACAUGCACACGAAUGGCACGACGUCGUCCUCGAUGAUGACGACGACGACGACGACGCACCACCCGUCGUCGCUGCUGCCGACUGCGCCGCUGCAUCCGGCGAUGGCCGCGAGUGGCGCGCCGCCGUCGCACCAUCCUCUGGGGAUGUUCGGUCCGCCGCCGGCCGGGCUCGACCUCGGCGCGAUGGGCCAUCUCGGCAGUCUCACGCUCGGUCUCAGCAGCUUGAGUCUUGGUCUGGGCAUGAACUUUGCCAAGUCGAGUAAACGUUGUGCGCUCCACUCGGCGAAGCUCAAGUCGCACCCGCGGCCCGGGACGUUUACCAACUUGUGGGAGAAAAUGACGCCCGAGUACCAGAACGAAAUUACGCAAAUCGACUCGGACCAGUUCCUCAACGACCUCGAGUGCUACUUGAGAAGGCACCGGUUUUGCUGCCGCUGCAAGGAAAAGGUCCUCGAGGCGUACGACCUGCUCGUCGGGUCGGGCUGCAGCGAGAGCGACUGCGAAGACUGUGCUGGCUUGCACUGCUACUCGGACGACAAGAGCUCGUCGAACGGGUCGUCGUCGUCGCACGAAGAGCCGACUUCAGUCACGUCCCAUGACGACGCGAGCGCGUUCCUCUUUGACGAGAUUAGCUUUUGCCGCGAUACGAACCAGAUCAUCGUGCCUGCGACGCUCGAAUACCUCCUCCAGCUCAUGGACCGCGCCGACCAAGAAGUCGUGCUGGACCGCCACGCGCGCACGCUCGCAGAGGCCCAAGACGAGGUGCUCACGUGCCUCGGCCUCGUCGUCUGGGACAAGCUGCAGAUGAUGUGGAGCAAGAUCCAGUGCGAAGAGCGGUCGUCGGAACUGCUCUUGUAUUGCGCGAUUGCGACGAUUCGGCACAACUUUGACAUGGCGGUCGAGGCGCUCCACGGCCAAGAAAUCAUGGAGCAGCUCCUCGCCGAGGAAGAGGAGGACUCGCGCCGCGAAGAGCGCAAGAAGGAAAAGCGCAAAGAGAAGAAGAAGAAGAAGAAGGCCGCGACCAAGUCGGCCGCGUCCGACUCGGCGACUCCGAUCGAAGUCGAGCAAACGCCGCCCAAGCCCAAGAAGCCCAAGAAGGUCGUCGCGCCCAAGGCGCCGACAAUGGCGCGAGCCGAGAGUCCGAGCAAGAUGCGGCUGGACGCGGACGCGGAGCGCCAGCUGCUCUCGUCCAUGGGGUGGGAGCACGACCCGGUCGACGAAGCCAACGACGACGCCGAGAGCCUCAUUCCCGAAGACGACAUGCUGUUUUGGAAGCGCAACAAGAGUGACCUCGUGACGCAGCGUAUGGAGCAGCGCCAGAAGCUCCAGGAAAAGUUCAACGCCCUCCUCCAGCGCAGCGGCUCGGUCGUGUAGAUAUUAACACCGCAACACGUUGUAGAGUGUCGUCCAUGAUGGAAACGGACGACGACCAAUGUUGCAACA
Molecule: messenger RNA, 2050 nt
Organism: Saprolegnia parasitica CBS 223.65
Lineage: Eukaryota; Oomycota; Saprolegniomycetes; Saprolegniales; Saprolegniaceae
Exons: 2
Coding region: 53-1981 (642 amino acids)
Cellular component (GO): nucleus; cytoplasm
Source: RefSeq, a predicted model, not a curated record